Molecule: messenger RNA, 1184 nt
Organism: Didymodactylos carnosus
Lineage: Eukaryota; Metazoa; Rotifera; Eurotatoria; Philodinida; Philodinidae
Source: the annotation of a GenBank genome assembly
UUGCUGUCAAAUAUACUCGUAUUCAUCUGUUUUUUCUUAUUUUUAUAUUCUAUAUAUAUAUAUAUAUAUAUAUAUACAGUAUGAUAGACAAUAAUUAUUCUCGUAGUAGAAGAUCAACGGCUGGUAUCAAUGCUAAAUAUGAUGAAAAAGAUUAUUUAUUGGUAUCAUUUCCAAAUUUAAAAAAGCAUGCUGUUGUACCAUCACAAGUUGUUAAUGUGGAUCCACUUGAUGAACGAAAUGGCAGUAUUAAAACAUAUGGUUCAAAAAGGGAAGCCAAAGAACGGCCAACUCGAUUUAGUGUCACUGCGGAUAGCGAAGUAAUUGAUAUAACACCAGACAAUCAAUCUGAUCAAGGAAAUCAACAACAUGAUGAUGAUGCUGAUUAUUCACCAUCAGCACCAAAAACAACAGCAUCAUCGAAAGUCCAAACAAGAAAAACAGAAAAAUCCACUUCAAAAGAAAUUUUGAUCCCCAUUGAAAAUCAACGACAACCGACAAUAAUUGAUAAUGUUGAUUUUAAUCUUAAUUUACCAAUAACAGAAAAAAUGCUAACUAAUGGUCAAUUAGAUUUUGAUCGUAUUUAUCCAUCAUCAACAACUCAAAAAAGAAGAAAACGUCAGAAUGAUGAAAGUUCAUUGAGUGGAUCAGACAAAUUCGAUGAUGAAGAUGAUAUGGAUUUACUUAUGCCAACAAAAUCAAAUGGUCGACGUGAUUUAACAAGAAAAAGACGUUCAUCCAAAAAAAAGACACAAGCUGAUCCAACACCAAAUACUGAUGGUCCCUGUUCUGGAUGUUUAAAACUUCGUGCAGAAUUAGCAGAUAUACGAAAACGGCUUGAGCGAAUUAAGAAAGUAGUUUCGAUAAUUAAAAAAUUUCGUUCAAAAACACCAGCUAUAGCAACAAAAAAACAAACAAAUGAUAUUUUCGCAAAUAAUGAUGCUUAUGCGCGUGUAAAAUGUCUUAUACGUGAUGACGAUAUCGAAAGUCACUGGAGAAAUGUUAUUGCAUCCAUUAGUCGACAAGCAAUCGAUAAUAAUAAUAACAGUAAGAUGAAAAUUAGCCAGUCAACACCAGUACGAUCAUCAUCAACACCAGCAUUAGCAACAAUUAGUCCUGCGCAAGAAACAACACCAGUUACAAAGCCAUUAUCAUCACAAGAAUAUACAGCUUCAGUUUCGUUUUAG